Molecule: messenger RNA, 934 nt
Organism: Boeremia exigua
Lineage: Eukaryota; Fungi; Ascomycota; Dothideomycetes; Pleosporales; Didymellaceae
Exons: 2
Coding region: 413-832 (139 amino acids)
Biological process (GO): transmembrane transport
Cellular component (GO): fungal-type vacuole membrane
Molecular function (GO): transmembrane transporter activity
Source: RefSeq, a predicted model, not a curated record
ACCUAGUCUUAGUGCAUUGUAUAGAAUUUUUUUCCUUCAGAUCAGAGAAUGGCAACAUCUCGACUCCAUCGCAAUAAAUAAUAGCGGCUUUGUCUCCAAGUUUGCCUCCUCGGAAACAAGCAAGCAGGCGACCUCGCGGCGGACCCACAAUCAGAAUACCACAUUCCCAAAACGAAACCUAUCUUUGAUAGUCUCACUCAAUGGACUCUGAGUUACCUUCCGGCAUAGGCGUAAGGACGUGGAUGCAAGUCUUCCGCGCCUAGCUUGCCAUUCUCAACACCUGGGGCUUUGUGAACGCUUUUGGAGCAUUUCAGACGUACUACACGAGCGUGUUACCGGAGUCACCGUCGACGAUAUCAUGAGUUGGUAGUACACAAUCGUGCCUGAUGUUGGCUUCUUUCGGUCAACCACUAUGGUGGGCAUCUCUCUCCAACUUCUUGGUAUCUUUACGAUGAGUGUCACCAAGAAUUACUGGCAACUCCUCCUUACGCAGGGUAUGUGUACAGGCUUAGGGGGCGAUAUUUUCUUCCUGCCGGUCACGGGGCUCGUAAGCACAUACUUCACAAAAACGAGAGGCUUAGCAUUGGCAAUUGUUACAACAGGAACGUCCGCAGAUGGUCUCAUCUACCCGGUCAUAAUGCAGCAACUGAUAGAAAAGGUCGGUUUUGGUUGGACGGUCAGGGUGCUUGGCUUCAUGAACACAGUCAGUCUAGCUGUUGUGAUUGCUUUCAUAAGGCCCAAGUCUAACCCAGUGUCGCGAGGGCCGCUUCUCGCAGAGCUGCAUUCAGGGAUUCACUGUAUAUGCUGCAUGCACUCGGUCUGUGCUUGCUGAUGCCUUCAGUUUACUUUGUGUUCUACUAUGUAGCAUCCUUCGCGAGGGAUGACAUCGGUGGGCGACGCCACACCGGCAAACUACUUUGGCAAAACCCGCUCG